Leguminivora glycinivorella is the source of this 694-nucleotide messenger RNA. Its product is annotated as venom serine protease inhibitor-like. The record is from RefSeq and is a predicted model, not a curated record. The coding region runs from base 89 to 544 and encodes 151 amino acids. The transcript has 4 exons. Lineage: Eukaryota; Metazoa; Arthropoda; Insecta; Lepidoptera; Tortricidae.
UUUAUAAACCACUACAAGUGUAAAAUCUGGUUGUGGUGCAACUAGUAUUGUAACAUCUUCACAACUCGCUAGUCGUGUCUUAGUCAAAAUGGCUCGCGUUUUGUAUCUUGCCUGUAUUUUAUAUUUUAUUGUUUUCGUCUCCGCUUCAUCAGAUGACUCAAAACAGUGCAAAGGAUCGCAUGAAAUAUACAUUGACUGUCCAGCCGGUCAAUGUAACCCAAAAACAUGUCAAGAACUGGUGACUCCAUCAGGUUGUCCAAGAAUAAUACCUCCGUGCCCAGGAGGUUGCGUUUGCGAAGAUGGUUAUUUAAGAGAUAAGAAUGGAAAAUGCAUACCGAAAUCACAGUGUUCUCCAAAAUGCACGGGAGCAAAUGAAGUGUACGAAUGCCGCUCAAAAUACCAAUGGGAAGACUGUGCCGAUAGGUUCAACUCUCCUCCGUUCAACCCUGGCACUGCCGCCGAUGAAGUGUGCAGAUGUUAUUGCAAACGCGAUACCUGGAGGUAUAAUGGAAAAUGUGUCUCGGCGCAAAAUUGUCCCCAAUAAAUGGCGGUAACCUUCACUACUUCCAUCUUCAUGACGUCGUAUGCGAUGAGUACGGAAGAUCAUGAUAGAAUGUAAUAAAGGGUCGUUUUGUUUUCAUCCUUUGUGUCAUUGAUACGUAUUAUACAUAAUAUAUUAUCCUUAAAAUACUGA